Molecule: messenger RNA, 2443 nt
Organism: Aplysia californica (California sea hare)
Lineage: Eukaryota; Metazoa; Mollusca; Gastropoda; Aplysiida; Aplysiidae
Product: nuclear receptor corepressor 2
Exons: 4
Coding region: 383-2443 (686 amino acids)
Molecular function (GO): nucleic acid binding
Source: RefSeq, a predicted model, not a curated record
GCAACAUCACCAGCAGCAGCAUCAACAACAUCAUCAUCAGCAUUUAGGGCCUGUUGAUUUUGGAGAUGGUGAGCAACUUGUGCUGUCCGUUGCUCCAGAUUUCACAUGCUCUGAUGACGUAGACAGUGCUCUCUGCCUCAACGGCAUCGCUCAUGAUCUACCGACCAGCCGGGAUCUACUCACCAGCGUGUGCGUGCAGCGCUCACAAAACGGUCUUGAAGAAGACCCACCACGUCGAUCGAUCCAUCCACUCAGAGAAGAACACACACGGCUGUUGUACCAUGAGGGGGCUGGUGAGUCCGACACACGGCCAGGUCACCACACACAACUCACACCGGGCCAGCAUGUUGUGGGCACACGUCACAGAGGUCAGUGUGGGGUUAUGAGAUCUCUGUCUGUCUGCCGGGAACAGUUUGCCGAGCGGGUGGAGAGAGGUGAGGCACUUCCUCAGUAUAUGCACAGCAACAUAAACGGUUUGGAUACACCCGAUGUAGAAAGCUGUCCUGAGCAACACGUGCAGCCUGGUUUGUCUCACGACAAGGAAAGCUUCACGUGUGAGCAGGAAGCCUCGAGGGGUGUACCUGAUACAUCAACAGCUCAACCCACCACGCACUCACUCCGCCCACAACCCACAGCUCACCCCAACAGGUGGUCACUUGUCCCACCACCCGGGCACACGUCACCGGCCACGACAAGAUGUCUGACCACGACAAGAUGUCUGACCACGACAAGAUGUCUGACCCCCAGGAACAUCUCACAGCGAGUCGCCCCCGGCGGGGACCUGACACAACACGGAGGGGUCGUGACCUUGAUUCCAUCGUGUGACCUCCUCCCACAGGGCAGGGUGUCCGGUCAGAGAGGUCAAAGGUCAGGCGGCCGCCGCGUGCCACACCAGAGAUUGGACCACGCCCCAAGCGACCAGAGCUUGCACCACGCCACACUGGACCACACCCCACAUGACCAGGCUUUUGUGGCGUCAGACCUGAUCCCUCAGUGUCCUCAAGCGUACUCGAACCAGAUACCGUACAUGCAGCAGCUGAACCACCACAACCAGCAGCAGCAGCAGCAACAACAACAACUACAACAGCAACAACACCACCAAAGAGACGUGCGGGGCGGGCAGAACAUCGUAAGUCAAGUCCCUUCUGAUGUAGCACACGAGACACAGAGAGCGAGACAUGGCGUACACACCGGGAACAUUGCCAUGAAUAAAAGAGAGGCCCCGCGGCCGUGUGCUGUGAGAGGAAACCACGGGCCAAGCGCGGGGGCAGAAACACAGAUCCAGGCCUCAGACAAUCAAAUGGCCGAUGAAGGGGCAGACACACACACAGGGAGAGCCUGGCCGUCCAAAGACAAUCACGUGACCGCCAAGGGGGCAGACACACACUCAGGGAGAGCCGCAUGGCCGCACACAGACAGCCACAACCCUGGCAGGAUCACACUGGGCGAGCUGGUGGCCGCGAGAGACAUAUCUCCCCGACACCGGCGAGAGCCGCACCAUUGGGCCUGUCCUUCUUUCAACUUCAACACCACACGGCGACACGAUAACCUGCCCGUCUGUGAACCCGUCACAGAGAUGUACAGGGCGCAGUCAGGCGGAGACGGCGCGGAGUCAGUCGGAGAAAGGGCGGAGUCAGUCGGAGAAAGGGUGGAGUCAGUCGGAGAAAGGGCGGAGUCAGUCGGAGAAAGGGCGGAGUCAGUCGGAGAAAGGGCGGAGUCAGUCGGAGAAAGGGCGGAGUCAGUCGGAGAAAGGGCGGAGUCAGUCGGAGAAAGAUCAAGCAGUUAUUCCCCCGGCGCGGUUGUCCUCCCCACUUCCAGACAGCAUACGUCACAUGACAGGCAGGUUCCGGUGUCCGUGGAGCCGAGGGGGGGUCGAAGGUCACCGUCUGUGGGUCAGGGCGAUAGGUCACUGGAAGUCGUGGAACCCACACCAGAGGGUUAUGUCCAGGGUCAAGUCUUGACCGAUUCUCAAGGUCAAGGACAGACCAGGCCUGAGGGAGAGACGACGGCACAGCCAAGAGCAGCAGCCCCGGCCACCACCAGAACGGUUACCCCAACACCACCACCAUCAUCACCCCCACCACAACCACCACCAUCAUCACCCCCACCACAACCACCACCAUCACCACGGCACUCUGGCCCUGGCAUACCACCACAGGCUUCUAGCAACAGCAGCAGUAGUAGCAGCAGCAACAGCAGCAGCAGCAACAGCAACAGUAGCAGCAGCAACAGCGGCAGGAGGAAGACGAAGGAGGGUGGUGAGGUGUCGUGUGACGACCACAUGGUGUGUAUCCAGCGACUGCCCCUAGACAUGGAGGAGCUGUCACUGCUGCACCUGGCCCGGGACUACGGGCACGUGACCAAGAUCUACUUCAUCAAACACCGCAGGACAGGGCGAUUCCAGGGGUACCAGAUGGAAGUUGAGGAUAGGCCUACGUUCUAG